AUGUUGUCGACGCCUUCUCACCACCAUCUCCUGUUUUCAUCGUCAUCUUCAAGAAAAGGCAACGGAUACAUCGUCCGGUCAAAUUUUGGGAACAACCCGACGGCGAGGGUGGAAGGUUUCGAUUGCCUCGACAAAGACAACAAGAAUCGCAGCAUCCCCGCCCUGCAUAGACAGAGAUCUUUCAUAUCAUAA
This is a messenger RNA of Linum tenue, 192 nucleotides long. Lineage: Eukaryota; Viridiplantae; Streptophyta; Magnoliopsida; Malpighiales; Linaceae. The record is from the annotation of a GenBank genome assembly.